UAGAAACUUGGUCGUGUGUCUACCCAUGUGGCAAAUGGACUUUGACAGCUGUCUUGGGGACAGACACGUACUGCUGAAGCCAAGCUGAGAGAGCUGGAGUUGGUGGUCUAAUUUCUAACAAAGGAAACUGAAGAAAUUUAGAGAUUGAAAAAAAAUCUAAAUAAAAAAAGGUCUGACAAAAAGCCCCGAAUGGACUCACGGAUGCCACCACGACAGGCCCAGGGACAAGGGAGGCAUGCGGCCUGGUUUGAAGGAUAUGGAAGGGGCCCAUGGAGGGAAGUCUACCAUGGCCCUCCACCUCCCCAUUUCAGGCACAAUGAAUACCAUCCUGAAUUCCAAGUAGGACCUCAGCCUUGGCUAGAUACUCAGAUAGAACACCACCAUCCCAUCCAUCAUCCAAGGCUCCAGAACCAUAUGAGGCCAAACUCCAGGGCAGAGUAUUAUAAAAGCAGCUAUUCUGACUGGUCUUACACAAGGCAAGGAUAUGAAGAGCUGCACCGAGGCUUUGUGGAGGACCAUGGAGUGUACCAAAGAUUCACCCAAGUACAUCCAAGCAAAAGAGAUCCAAGAUGGAGAGAUAAAAGGAAUGAAAGUGCAAAUUCCUGGAACCAAAAUUACUAUAGAGAUUACCAGCCUAAGGAUGGCACCGGCUCUUUGGGGUACUAUGAUGCUGUACUAACUCAAUCUAAGAAGCAGGAUUCCUAUGAAGAUAGCUAUGCUUCAAAGAAAAAUACUUCCUAUGAUAUCAACUACUGUUCUCCUCUGCUGCAAGGACAAACUUGGGAUGAAUUCCAAGAUAACUCUUUGAAGAAUGCCACUGUUCCAGCCCAUGAGCUUUCAUUGCCUGAGUGGCCAACCCCCCUCCAACAGUACAAGGAAUCUGGCCUCAGUUCCAGCAGUUGUGAGCUUAGGCAAUAUAUGGAAAAUUCCUCCAACCCCUAUGAAGCUGCUAUCUCCAAGGAUUGGAGCCCAGUUCAGUUAGCAGAAGACUUCCAAGCUAUGUCUAACCAUGUGGCCUCCCAAAAAUUUACCCUCCCUCAUGUACCUCUGUGUUUUGGAGCUGGAGGGCAGCUGGUCCGAGGAUGUCCAAAUGAUCCAGUGGAUGGACAACCUGCCCUUGUUGAGAUACAUAGCCUUGAGAUUAUUCUACAUGACACUGCUGAGCAGGAAACAAUGAGAAUCUUCCCAGGACCUCUGAUCAGGGAAGAUCUGCACAAGGUGGAUGUGAUGACAUUCUGUCAGCGCAAAGCAGCCACAGGCUGUGACCUGACAUCUAAGCAAGGCCGAGAUUCUGCCUUGCUUUGGAAACUCCUCCUUGUCCUCUGCCGACAGAAUGGAUCCAUGGUGGGAUCAGAUACAGCUGAGCUGCUGGUGCAAGAUUGCAAGUUCCAGGAAAAGUACAAAAGACAGGAACCACGGGUGAACCUGAUCAACCUGACAGAUGAAGAAUGGCCAGUGCCCGGCUGUGGAACCAUGGACCUUCUCACCGGGGAGAUUGUCCCAAGUGCUGGCACCCCCCAGCAGCAAAUAGAGAAGUUCACCAAGCUCCUUUUCUAUGGCAGAAAGAAAGAAGCCCUGGACUGGGCUAUGAGAAACCAGCUGUGGGGCCAUGCACUCUUUCUAUCAAGCAAGAUGAACCCGAGGACUUACAGCUGGGUCCUGAGUGGGUUCACAAGCACGCUGGCCUCCAAUGAUCCUCUGCAGACACUUUUCCAGCUCAUGUCUGGAAGGAUACCGAAAGCAUCUUUGUGCUGUGGAGAUGAGAAGUGGGGUGACUGGAGGCCACACCUGGCUGUCAUGCUGUCUAAUCAAGUAGGAGACCUGGGCCUGAAUUCCAGAGCUAUCAUCACCAUGGGAGAUACGUUGGCUGGGAAAGGGUUAAUAGAAGCUGCUCACUUCUGCUACCUGAUGGCAAAUGUGCCUUUUGGCCAUUAUCAAGUUCAAACAGAUUAUAUGGUGCUGCUGGGAAGUAGUCAGAGCCAGACAUUUUCCCAGUUUGCAAGGACAGAGUGUAUUCACAGAACGGAGAUCCUUGAGUACUGUCGGUUGCUGGGGUGUCCCCAAGCUUUCAUCCCUUCAUUCCAGGUAUAUAAACUGAUCUAUGCAUCUCGUCUGGUAGACUAUGGUCUCACUGCCCAGGCCUUGCAUUAUUGUGAAGGGGCUGGAAUGGCACUUCUUGCCCAGAGUCAGAACACUUAUCCUGUCCUCCUAGAGCAAGUUUUCAAGCUGGCAGAACGAUUGAAAUUCUCUGACCCUCGGUUCCUGGAGAAGGCAGAGUAUGAGGUGGAUUUGGAACCAGAUUGGCUCACUGAACUCAGAACCCGGUAUCGACAGUGGGAGGAUGAAAGAAGGCUUCCCAACAAUGCAACCACCCAGCCAGAGGUUUUCAGAGGCAGUGGAUCAAUAUCAGGUUUGGCUCCUCAUUUUGAGUUUGCACAAGCUCAGGUGUGCUGGGAGAAUCUAGAGCACCAUCCUUGUAGCCACCUGCCACCUGUUGAUUCAACUCAGCACCAACCAGAUGUGGAUCAGCAGCUGCAUAUCUAUCCUGGACAUGGACAUCCAUCAGACAGGACAGAUGCUAGUUUAGAGACUAGUUUAGCAGGAAAUGACCAAGGUUCCAUUUUGUCUUCAGGAAGUCUUUCAAGUGAUCUUUCCUCACAUCUGAACCAGCCAGCAGGGGAGACUCUGGACUCUUGUGGGCUGGGACACUUUCCUGGUUAUCUGAAGAAGCACAUUCCAGAACAUCAGACCACUUUCAAUGCACGGACCCGGACCAUCUCUGAGAGUUCCACAAUAUCCAUGGCAGAAGAUACCCCUCAGUCCCCAGAAGGUGCAUGGGAUGAAGCCUCAUCGGAGAAGAAAUUAGUGGAGAAUGCAAGGCAAGAGGUAGCAAAGACUUCUGGUUUUGGCUGGCUCCGUUGGUUCCGGUCCAAGGCAAAUAAAGAUGGUGCAUCAUCUGAAAAAGUUCCAGCUGCUUCUUUGGACUCGACUGCUCCAGUUUCCCAGGAGAAAACCACCCAGUCCAAUUUUAUUUCAUCCAUGAAUAAGGCAAAGGCUACAUCACUUCAUUGCCCUCCUCCUCUUCCUCUCACAGAAGGCAACCAUUUUUCCAAGAGAUCUCCAGAAGCCCAAAAUCCACAAGGCCACAACAGCAUGGAAGCAGCCAUAGUUUCAGAUGCUGAUAAAAAGAUUAGUUCCUUCAGACAUCAGUACAACCCUGAUGAUGUGCCUCUAUCCCCCACAGAAGGGACAGUUCCAUUGUUCAAUCCUGCUCAGGUCAUCACACCAGCAGCCUCUGGCACUGGGCAUCUGCAACAGAGUUUUCAGAAAUACUACCCACAUCCUCUGCAAUACAAAUAAUCCAGGAUACUUCUGUGACUGUCCCUCUGAUCAGAAGCCAUUUCCUUACCAAAAGACAGCAAUUCUAUGAUCUCUUUGCUACCCUUCUUGUUUCCUGGCAUUGGAGCUUGUUAUCAAAAGGAUAAUGGCACGAAUGUGAGCCGAUGGAUAUGCCUCUUCCACUUUUAUUUGCUUGGUACUUUUUAAAACACAGUUUUACAGCAGAUGGUGUGGAGACAAACAUAAAAUAAAAAGGGAAGACCCCCUUAUUUUCUGUUCUGCAAAGAACUAAGAGGGGAACUAAUCAAUACUCUACAUUGCUGCGUAAUACAGAUAUUCAUAAUCUGUUGCUCAGCUGGCUGGAAAUUGUAGUCCAAACAUAUCUGGAGGGUACCAAGUUGGGAAAGAACAGCAAACUUCUUUUUUGAAUAAAUGUGGAUAGGAUCUCUCAUAUAUUUGCUUGAGAAUAAAUCUUACUGAGAUCAGUGUAAUUUUUGGGUAAAUUAAAUUAUGCUGCUAUGUAUUGAAGAAGAAGAACAUGUACUUAAACAGAGUUAUUUGGGAAUAAAUCUCAUUAUUUUAUUUGUGCAUUAAAAUUUUAAGAAGUUUUGUAACAUACUCAGGGAUAGGGUUAGGGCCUUUGGUUCUAGCCUGUUAUUGAUAUGAAGACUCUGCUUCCUAGAGCAGGAUUCUCAAACUUACAAACUCCCUUCCCCCCAAAAAAGUUGUUUAAUGCAGUGAACAAGAUUAGUUUCUAGAUGUUAAUCUUGAAAUAAUUUUAUAUAUCAUCCCCGUAAUAAAACCAAAUACUGGUGUUCUGGUUAAUGAAAAAUGCUGCCAGUUAAGUGGCCAAAGUGAAAUGGCUUUGUUUUGCAAUAAAUGUUUU
Candoia aspera is the source of this 4225-nucleotide messenger RNA. It is a transcript of the gene SEC16B, whose product is annotated as SEC16 homolog B, endoplasmic reticulum export factor. The transcript has 26 exons. Gene Ontology annotation, biological process: COPII vesicle coat assembly; autophagy; Golgi organization. Gene Ontology annotation, cellular component: endoplasmic reticulum exit site; ER to Golgi transport vesicle membrane. Lineage: Eukaryota; Metazoa; Chordata; Lepidosauria; Squamata; Candoiidae. Bases 190 to 3360 code for a protein of 1056 amino acids. The record is from RefSeq and is a predicted model, not a curated record.